AAUUUACAUCCAUUCAUGAAUCUGUGACGUCAGCAAGGCUUUGGGCUCCUUUGAGGUGUGCUGGAGGAUUGUGUGGGUGGAAUCCCCCUCCCCCUUAUUUUUCAAAUUCUGCAAGGCUCUUUAAAUUAACCUUCCAUCUUUUUAAAGCAAGAAAAUGGAACAGCAUGUGUAGGAAUUCUUCAUUGUUGUUUUUGAGCCCUCUCUUGCUGCAGACCUCUGUUCUCCUAAUCCUCUGAAUAGCAUCUCAGGACCUCGGUCACACUCAUGGCACGAUGGCCAAUCCUCAGGAGCACUUGAGCUGCUCCUCUGCUCCACAUUUACCCUUGAGUGAAAACCAAACCUCCAGUGGACUACAAGAUGAACUUAGAGCCAUGGGGACUCACCCUUCACCGAAGCUCCUCGAGGACCAGCAGGAAAAAGGGGUUGUACAAGCAGAACCAGUCGACAGCAUGAACAGCCCCAUCACCACCACAGUGUUGACCAGUGUAAGCGAGGAUUCCAGGGACCAGUUUGAGAACAGUGUUCUUCAGCUAAGGGAACAAGAUGAGUCAGAGAUGGCUGUACCUCAGGGGAACAGCAACACUGUGGAUGGAGAGAACACAAGCGGAACUGAAGACAUCAAGAUCCAGUUCAGUAGGUCAGGCAGCGGCAGCGGGGGGUUUCUGGAAGGACUCUUUGGAUGCUUACGACCUGUAUGGAAUAUCAUUGGGAAAGCAUAUUCUACUGACUACAAACUCCAGCAGCAAGAUACUUGGGAGGUGCCAUUUGAGGAAAUCUCAGAGCUGCAGUGGCUGGGUAGCGGAGCCCAGGGAGCUGUCUUCCUGGGCAAAUUCCGAGCAGAGGAGGUAGCCAUCAAGAAAGUGAGAGAACAGAAUGAGACGGACAUCAAGCAUCUGAGGAAGCUGAAGCACCCUAACAUCAUCGCAUUCAAGGGUGUUUGUACCCAGGCCCCGUGUUACUGUAUCAUCAUGGAGUACUGUGCCCACGGACAACUUUAUGAGGUCUUGCGAGCUGGCAGAAAGAUCACACCUCGAUUGCUAGUAGACUGGUCCACAGGAAUUGCAAGCGGAAUGAAUUAUUUACACCUCCAUAAAAUUAUUCAUCGUGAUCUCAAAUCACCUAAUGUUUUAGUGACUCACACAGAUGCAGUAAAAAUUUCAGAUUUUGGUACAUCUAAGGAACUCAGUGAUAAAAGCACCAAGAUGUCCUUUGCUGGCACAGUUGCAUGGAUGGCACCAGAGGUGAUACGGAAUGAACCUGUCUCUGAAAAAGUCGAUAUUUGGUCCUUUGGAGUGGUACUUUGGGAGCUGCUGACAGGAGAGAUCCCCUACAAAGAUGUGGACUCUUCAGCCAUUAUUUGGGGCGUUGGAAGCAAUAGCCUGCACCUGCCAGUUCCUUCCACUUGCCCAGAUGGAUUCAAAAUCCUUAUGAAACAGACAUGGCAGAGCAAACCUCGCAACCGGCCUUCUUUCCGGCAGACACUCAUGCAUUUAGACAUUGCUUCUGCAGAUGUGCUUGCCACCCCACAAGAAACUUACUUCAAGUCUCAGGCAGAAUGGAGAGAAGAAGUUAAAAAACACUUUGAGAAGAUCAAAAGUGAAGGAACAUGCAUUCACCGGCUAGAUGAAGAACUGAUCCGAAGGCGCAGAGAGGAGCUCAGGCAUGCUCUGGAUAUUCGUGAACACUAUGAGAGAAAGCUUGAGCGGGCUAAUAAUUUAUACAUGGAGCUGAGUGCCAUCAUGCUGCAGCUGGAAAUGAGGGAGAAGGAGCUCAUUAAGCGAGAGCAAGCUGUGGAAAAGAAAUAUCCUGGAACCUACAAACGACACCCUGUCCGCCCAAUAAUCCAUCCUAAUGCCAUGGAGAAACUCAUGAAAAGGAAAUGUGUCCCCCACAAACCUGGGGUGCAGACCAAGCGGCCAGAUCUGUUGCGAUCUGAAGGUAUCCCCAGUACAGAGGUGAUUCCCACUGCAUCCCCUUUGUCUGGAAGUCCCAAAAUGUCCACCUCAAGCAGCAAGAGCCGGUAUCGAAGCAAACCACGCCAUCGCCGGGGGAACAGUAGAGGCAGCCAUAGUGACUUUGCAGCAAUCUUGAAAAACCAGCCAGCCCAGGAAAAUUCACCCCAUUCCACUCACCUACAUCAAGCUCAAUCGCAGUCCCCUUCUCUCCAUCACCAUCAUUCUCUGCAGCAGCAAUACCAGCAACCCCCUUCCACCCAGUCUCAGAACCAUCAUCCCCGACUCAAUAUGCACGGACAGGACAUUGCAACCUGUGCCAACAACCUGAGGUAUUUUGGCCCAGCUGCAGCCCUGCGGAGCCCACUCAGCAACCAUGCUCAAAGACAGAUGCCUGGCUCUAGCCCUGACCUCAUCUCCACAGCUAUGGCAGCAGAUUGCUGGAGAAGUUCUGGGCCUGACCAGGGCCAGGCUUGCCCCUGGGACUGUUGUCAGGCUGACCCUUAUGACCCCUGCCUCCAGUGCAGGCCAGAACAAUCUGGGUGCUUAGACACACCCACAACUGAGCCAGUGGGAAGGAGCCCUGACCUUUCCAAGUCACCAGCACACAGUGCCCUCUCAGAAAAUGCCCAGGGCCCUGAAAAAAUGGAAGAAAAUGAAUUCAAUGGCUAUAGGUCUGCAUCAUCCCUUGGCACCCCUCAUCACAUCACCCCCCCAGUGCUACCUCGAAAAACAAGGCCCCUUCAGAAGAGUGGAGAUGACUCCUCUGAAGAAGAAGGGGAAGUAGAUAGUGAAGUUGAAUUUCCACGAAGACAAAGGCCCCAUCGCUGUAUCAGCAGCUGUCAGUCAUAUUCAACCUUUAGUUCUGAGAAUUUCUCUGUGUCUGAUGAUGGAGAGGAAGGAAAUACAAGUGACCACUCAAACAGUCCCGAUGAGUUAGCUGAUAAACUUGAAGACCGCCUGGCUGAGAAGCUAGAUGACCUGCUGUCACAGACACCCGAGAUCCCCAUUGAGAUAUCCUCACACUCAGAUGGGCUUUCUGACAAGGAGUGUGCUGUGCGCCUUGUGAAGACGCAAAUGUCCCUGGGCAAGCUCUGUGCGGAGGAACGUGGCUACGAGAACCCUAUGCAGUUUGAAGAAUCAGACUGUGACUCUUCAGAGGGGGAGUGUUCUGAUGCUACAGUAAGGACCAACAAACACUACAGCUCUGCUACUUGGUGAUGAAGGAAUCCCCAUCCUGAAGAUCCCAUGACACUGGCAUUUCAAACCCACCCCAGCCCAAGACUCUUCUUCUCUCUUCCUGAUUUUGUCCGGGAUGAGAGCCACCCCAUCUUUACUACCCCCAAGAAAUGAGCUGCAAUAACAGGAACAUGAGACUUUGUAAAUCUCUGGAAAAAUAUAUCCAAAUGAAAUUAAGUCUCAAUGAACAUUUCAAUCAAGAAUGGCAGGGAUCUAUUUUAUUGAAUAUUCUAUCUACUGUAACAUUGAUAUUUAUUUUUGUUGAACAUUUUAACACUUUGUACUGUAAAGAGUGAACUAUAUAUGGUAUAUAGAGAGACAAUAAUUUCUUGCAAAAAAAAAAGAGAGACAAAGAAAAGAA
This is a messenger RNA of Castor canadensis (American beaver), 3552 nucleotides long. It is a transcript of the gene Map3k13, whose product is annotated as mitogen-activated protein kinase kinase kinase 13. Gene Ontology annotation, cellular component: cytoplasm. NCBI's taxonomy places the organism in Eukaryota, Metazoa, Chordata, Mammalia, Rodentia, Castoridae. Gene Ontology annotation, molecular function: MAP kinase kinase kinase activity; protein homodimerization activity; ATP binding. The record is from RefSeq and is a predicted model, not a curated record. Gene Ontology annotation, biological process: JNK cascade; protein autophosphorylation.